Molecule: messenger RNA, 1252 nt
Organism: Thalassophryne amazonica
Lineage: Eukaryota; Metazoa; Chordata; Actinopteri; Batrachoidiformes; Batrachoididae
Gene: rims3
Product: regulating synaptic membrane exocytosis 3
Exons: 7
Coding region: 119-1093 (324 amino acids)
Biological process (GO): calcium ion-regulated exocytosis of neurotransmitter; positive regulation of synaptic transmission; regulation of synaptic plasticity
Cellular component (GO): presynaptic membrane; cytoskeleton of presynaptic active zone
Molecular function (GO): transmembrane transporter binding; small GTPase binding
Source: RefSeq, a predicted model, not a curated record
CGAACGAUUAUUUGACAACUUCCCAAUCAAACCUUCGCUGCUCUUUGCUGUUCGUGCACUGCUCCAGAUUUGCUGCCCUUCCCAGCCAAGCCCAUUGGCCCUCCAGUCCAGUGGGACCAUGAUGCUCAGUAGUUCUGUGGAGGUGCCCAGCCCAGGCGGGAUGAGCAGCCUUGGCGGGCUUACGGAUGCAGCCCGGAACGUGGUGCGCUCCUCCAGCAUCUCGGGGACUAUGUACAACCUGGAGAAGAGCCCUGGCAGUGGAAGCUCGGACUCUGCAUCGUUGGCUGGCACCAAGAAACGGAGAUCCAGUCUAGGUGCCAAGAUGGUGGCCAUUGUAGGGUUGUCACAGUGGAGUAAAAGCACACAGCAACUCAACCAGCAAGACGGCGGAACAAAGAAGCUUCGCAGCGCCAUCCGACGGAGCACAGAGACCGGCAUCGCCGUGGAGAUGAGGAACCGUGUGACACGACAAGGGAGCAAGGAUUCAACUGAUGGCAGCACCAACUCAAACAGCUCGGAUGGAACGUUUGUCUUCCCUACCACACGCCUGGGACCAGAGAGCCAGUUUAGCGACUUUCUGGACGGACUGGGCCCCGCUCAGAUUGUAGGCCGGCAAACACUCGCUACACCCCCUAUGGGGGAUGUCCACGUAGGUGUGUUAGACAGAGGGGGGCAGCUGGAGGUGGAGGUCAACCAGGCCAGGGGGUUGAUCCCCAAACCAGGCUCCAAGAACAUGCCAGCAACGUAUGUCAAGGUGUACGUCCUGGAAAAUGGCAUUUGCUUGGCCAAGAAGAAAACCAAAGCAGUGAAGAAGAAUCUGGAUCCUACCUACCAGCAGGCUCUAUUGUUUGAUGAGAGUCCUCAGGGCAAAGUCCUCCAAGUAAUAGUUUGGGGGGAUUAUGGGCGUAUGGACCACAAGUGCUUCAUGGGAAUGGCCCAGAUCCUUCUGGAGGACUUGGACCUGUCUGCCACAGUCAGCGGUUGGUACAAGCUGUUCCCUACCUCCUCUCUGGCCGAUCCCAGCAUCGGACCCCUUACCAGACGCCUCUCCCAAUCCUCUCUGGAGAGCGCCACCAGCCCCUCGUGCACCUAAACACUGAGUGAAAAUGCACCUGAAUGCACAUGUACAGAGGCAUACAGACGUGGACAUGCGUACUGUACAUACACAACGACUGUAUUUGAGAUGCAAAACAGGUAGACAUACACACACACACCCAUGCGCACCUGUGCAGGGAGCCACAUUUCAUCCAUG